CUGGACCAAUUUACUAGAUAAACAAGCGCCUGUUUUCCAUGGUCGAUGAGAUAUUGAGGUGUGUAGGCUGUCAUUGCCCCUCUCUCUCAUGCGCCUACUGGUCUUUGUGAAUCGGCUCAAACCUCAAGGUUUGGCGUAUCAAAUAAUUCACUCCUAUCAUUCGCCUGAGAAAUCUUCACACCAAAUUGCUCAUAUCUAGUUGAUCUUUCUAGUUGCUGCUCGUGUUUCUUCUUCUGCUAUGCACUGAUGACAUUUUCAGGCUAAUUUCAAUUUACAACAUACACCAUGAAGUCCAUAACAAAGAAGGGAUUAACAUCAAUCUCACCAUUUCGAUUCAAAGAAAAGUCAACCAACUGUUUUUGUUUAUUUCCAAAAGUCAAAUCCAGAUAUGGUCCAGGGAAUUCCCCCGUUUAUCUCAAUGUCUAUGAUUUGACUCCCAUGAAUGGAUACGCUUAUUGGGCCGGCUUCGGAAUCUUCCAUUCCGGAGUUGAAGUUCAUGGAGUGGAAUAUGCAUUUGGGGCUCAUGAUUAUCCAAGUAGUGGUGUGUUUGAGGUUGAGCCUCGACAAUGUCCAGGGUUUAAAUUUAGGAGGUCGAUAUUAAUUGGGACCACGUGUCUGGAUCCUAUGCAAGUCCGAGAAUUCAUGGAGCUUCAUGCUGCUAAAUACCAUGGUGACACGUAUCACUUAAUUGUCAAAAACUGCAACCAUUUUUGUAACGAUGUUUCUUACAACUUAACCGGGAAACAAAUCCCCGGUUGGGUCAACCGGCUUGCUAAACUCGGGUCAAUAUUUAGCUGUGUGUUACCCGAAGCCCUUAGGGUUUCGGCCGUGCAACAUUGCAUACCUUACGAGACCGAGAAGCAAAUGCUAAGAAGCGGUAGUUUUAGUUUUCUAUCAUCGAGGCAGAGACAGCUCUCGAUGUCUUCGUUGCUUUUGCAGUCUCCAUUAAAGGGUUGCUUAAGGCCUUGGGAGUUGAGGCGAUCAAGAUCAAGAAAUGUUGUGGUAAACAACACGUAAGAAGUACUUAAAACGCGUCUUAAUUUCUUGUUUGUUUUCUCGUAAAUAAGCACAAUGAUUUGUUUGUAUGUUAGCAUAUGAUUAGUGGUGAUGAAAUUAAUUAAUGUAAGGUUUAGGGGAAACUUAUAGGUAUUUUAUUGUUCUUGCUAUUGUUUUUCUUUAUAAUCUAUUACAAAGGUUAGUGGAACAA
This is a messenger RNA of Lactuca sativa (garden lettuce), 1207 nucleotides long. Its product is annotated as deSI-like protein At4g17486. Lineage: Eukaryota; Viridiplantae; Streptophyta; Magnoliopsida; Asterales; Asteraceae. Gene Ontology annotation, biological process: protein deubiquitination. The record is from RefSeq and is a predicted model, not a curated record. Gene Ontology annotation, molecular function: deubiquitinase activity.